Aureobasidium namibiae CBS 147.97 is the source of this 1923-nucleotide messenger RNA. RefSeq names its product Pkinase-domain-containing protein. Bases 1 to 1923 code for a protein of 640 amino acids. The transcript is spliced from 5 exons. Gene Ontology annotation, molecular function: protein kinase activity; ATP binding. The record is from RefSeq and is a predicted model, not a curated record. Gene Ontology annotation, biological process: protein phosphorylation. NCBI's taxonomy places the organism in Eukaryota, Fungi, Ascomycota, Dothideomycetes, Dothideales, Saccotheciaceae.
AUGGCGUCUAUAUUCGGAGGAGGGGCAGUAGAUCCCGAGACCCUCUACACCAAGCAAGCCUGCAUUGGAGGUGGCAGCUUCGGAAAGGUCUACAAAGGUGUCGAGAAACGUACCGGUCAAGCCGUCGCCAUCAAGGUCAUCGAUGUAGAAAAUGCAGAAGAUGAGGUAGACGACAUCAUUCAGGAGAUCUCCAUCCUCUCUGGCCUCAACUCUCCCUACACGACAAAAUACUAUGGAUCAUACCUCAAGGGCUCGGAUCUGUGGAUUAUCAUGGAAUACUGCUCUGGUGGCAGCUGUGGUAAUCUCAUGAGGCCUGGCAGUAUCCCCGAAGAUUACAUUACCAUCAUUAUCCGUGAACUGCUCAUGGGUCUGGAAUACCUGCACAAUGACAACAAGCUUCACAGAGAUAUCAAAGCUGCAAACAUCUUGCUUGGUGCGAAUGGACAGGUGAAACUGGCCGACUUUGGUGUUUCUGGUCAACUAUCUGCCACUAUGACCAAGAAGAAUACCUUCGUAGGAACUCCAUUCUGGAUGGCCCCAGAGGUUAUCAAACAAUCGGGAUACGACCACAAGGCCGAUAUCUGGUCUCUUGGUAUUACUGCCCUGGAGCUGGCCUACGGAGAGCCCCCUUAUGCCGACAUUCAUCCCAUGAAAGUUCUUUUCCUCAUUCCCAAGAACCCCCCUCCACAACUCGAGGGCGAUUUCAGCCAGUCUUUCAAAGACUUUGUCAACCUUUGUUUGCGCAAGGAGCCCAAGGAACGUCCCAGUGCCAAAGAGCUCCUCAAACACCCCUGGAUCCGCAAGGCCAGAAGGACUACGUACCUGACCGAGCUGAUCGAGAGAUAUGAGAGAUGGCAGGCACGCCACGGUGAUCGCGAAGAAGAUGACGAUGAGGUCCGCGAGGUAUCGCCUCCACGAAGCUCCGAAGACGAAGAUCUCUGGGAUUUUGGUACGGUUCGACCCCUUUCACGAAGAGCGCCAGGACUGAAGGUCAUGAAUGAGGCCGCCAUGAACACUCGUAACCAGACAUCUGUCCCUGAGCCUCAAUCUCCCACCAAGCAGUCCGCGUCUCGGUCUGGUGAAGAGAAUUCGAGUCGCCGCACUGUCCGCGCAGCACCCAGCAUGCCACCACCCCCUUUGCCCAGGGAUCUAUCUCCCUCAAAGCGUCCGAACUCAUCAUCGAGUGCCGUGCCUCCUUCACCCAGUGUUGCUGCCAGAGUUCCCUUGCCUGCCUCGCCUAUCAAGAAAGUAAUGUCACAAUCACCAUCCGACACUCCACGCACCCCACAAUCGACAAGUUCGAGAUACACGAACACCCAGGCACAAUUAAGGUCACCACCACAACAGAUCAAUGAUGACUUCAUCCAGCAGUCUAUCGCUUCAGACAUGUCUUCUUACAUAAAAGGUCUUUCUAUGAACGAAAGAGUGAACGAGCCAAGUAGACCUUCGACGCCAUCUACACAGAAGCAGACCAGCGCAUCAAACCACAACUUGUCCAGAUCUCCAGAGAAGACAGCCUCUGUUCCGUUCCCGCUCGAAAGAACCAGACCCUCUUCCUCAUCUUCGGCUUCAGUCACCGGACCUUCGCCCCCAGCUCAGCCUCAGAACGAUGAGAUAACCGCUCUGUCAGGUGUUGUAAUUCCUGCUCUUGAAGCUGCUCUCCACCGUCGCGCGUAUCAAUUGUCACAGCUGCAAAAGUCAGCAAACACGCAGUCGAAAGUCGCGCCUUCUCCACAAGACAUCAUGCUCAAGAGGCAGGCCCACGAGCAGAUCCGCAGACUGGUGUCUAAGGUGGGCCGUCUGAUGAAGGAUAUUGAUCACUGGGACAGCGUUGCACCUGUGGGCAUGGGAGACGGCGUUGAAGGUUUCCUUGAGGGUGUGUUGGAGGAGGUUUUGUGUCGCGUGGAGGCUGAGGAUGCUUGA